AGCUGAGAGGCAGCCAUGGCGGGGUCGAGGUUCGGGUCCUUCAAGUCGGAGAAGGGCGACUCAGCAGCGGCUGCGGCGGCGGCUGCCGCCCCGCAGAGGAAGGACCCGUACGAGGUGCUCGGGGUGGGCCGCACCGCCACCGACCAGGAGAUCAAGAGCGCCUUCCGCCGCAUGGCGCUCAAGUACCACCCUGAUAAGAACGGCGAUGACCCCGUCGCAUCAGACAAGUUCCAGGAGGUCACAUUUUCCUACAGCAUCCUGUCGGAUCCCAACAAGAGGAGGCAGUACGACACGUCGGGGUUCGAGGCCAUCGAGACUGAUAGCCAGGAGCUGGAGCUGGACCUGUCGAGUCUCAAUACAGUAAACACCAUGUUUGCAGCUAUUUUCAGCAAGCUUGGUGUGCCAAUCAAGACAACUGUUUCAGCAACCGUUUUGGAGGAAGCAUUGAAUGGGUCUGUUAUGGUUUCUCAGCUCCAGCUAGGGAACUCCGUGCGCAAGAAGGUGGAAAAGCAAACGGCUCACUUUUAUUCUGUAGACAUAACAGAACAGGAAGCUAAGAAGGGGCUAGUUUGCCGUGUGCACUCGACUGAAAGAAGCAAAUUUAAGCUGCUUUAUUUUGAGCUUGAAGAAAAUGGUGGGUUGAGCCUUGCACUGCAGGAAGACAGUGUAAAGGCAGGCAAAGUUAGUGCCGCAGGAAUGUACUUUCUUGGGUUUCCUGUGUAUCGUUUUGAGCAAAAUAACUCGGCAUCUGCUGCAAAGGAUCCUGAUAGCGCAUUUUUUAAAAGGUUGGAUAGUUUCCAACCAUGUGACAUUAAUGAACUGAAACCAGGAACCCACUUUUUUGCUGUCUACGGUGACAAUUUCUUCAAAAGUGCAAGCUAUACUAUAGAGAUUGUGUGUGGCGAAUCUUUCUCUGCUGAAAAGGAGAAGCUACAAAAUGUGGAGGCAAAGAUACUCACAAAACGAGCUGAGCUGUCUAAAUUCGAGGCUGAGUAUCGUGAAGUUUUGGCAAAGUUCACUGAAAUGACCAGCAAAUACACGCAAGAAAUGCAAACGAUUGAUGAGCUUCUGAAUGAAAGGAAUGUAAUCCAUGCAUCCUAUACAAACAAUCCACCUCUAAAACGGAGUUCGAGCAGGAACAAAUCAAAAUCACCUUCAAAAGUGUUCAAAUUUGAUGAAGAGAAAAAUCAAAGGAAAGAGAAGAAAGUAAAGGAUCAGCCCGUGGAGGGAUGUGGAAGCGAGGAUGACAACUCAAGUGAAAAGAAAACCAACGCAAGGAAGAGAUGGUUAAACAUUCCUUUCAAAGUUGACAGGAGAAAGGCGUGCUAAGCAAAGUAAACGUACAACCGAAAUACAGAUCAUUUUCAUUUUGACUGCAUGGAAGAACUCCCUUGCUGUUACUCAGAUAAGGAUAUGAGAACCUUGUUCUGUUUUUGUGCCGCCUAGUUUGUUUCUUGCAAAGAUUGGGGUGCAAGCCUAAGCUCGAUAUGUAUGGUUAUGAGACACGAGCACUCAUAGCAUGUAGCGCCGCUGCCAUGUAGCCCAGUUCCAUAUUCUUUCAAGUAAGAUAUGUUGAUUUUGAUUUCAUUGGCUUCGUUAACCAGUUGUAAAUAUUAGUCAUCUCGCUCCAUUGUGUGCUACACAAAUUUUUCUGUCUUUUCCCUUUGGAUCAAUGAUGUGUAUAUAACCAA
This is a messenger RNA of Lolium rigidum, 1691 nucleotides long. Its product is annotated as chaperone protein dnaJ 16-like. Lineage: Eukaryota; Viridiplantae; Streptophyta; Magnoliopsida; Poales; Poaceae. The record is from RefSeq and is a predicted model, not a curated record. The coding region runs from base 16 to 1329 and encodes 437 amino acids. The transcript has 12 exons.